CUUUGCAUCACAUGAAGAUUAUCUAUACAACCUCAAGCACGCCGACAAGGAGCUACGAGAGGCGGGAGCUAUCGCCAAUAAGUAUGACCAUCGCAUCACAUGCCACCCGGGCCAAUUUACUCAACUCGCAUCUCCCAACCCAAAGGUCUUCGUGAAUGCAGUUCGCGACCUAGAGUUCCACAACGAACUCCUCACCAGAUUGAAACUCGACGAGCAGAGAGACCGCGAUGCAGUCAUGAUUCUACAUCUUGGUGGCAUGUACGGAGACAAAGAGGCAACGCUUGCACGCUUUCGCACAAAUUACGCAAAGCUCUCUGAUCCCAUCAAGCGCAGAUUAGUCCUUGAAAACGACGACAUGAGCUGGAGCGUAACAGACUUGCUUCCCUUGUGCCAAGAACUUGACAUCCCUCUUGUUCUCGACUGGCACCAUCACAACGUCGUGCACGACGAACAAUUCCGCGAAGGAACGCUCGAUAUCUUGCUUCUGCUUCCUGCGAUUGCCGAGACAUGGAAACGAAAGGGAAUCAAGCAGAAAAUGCACAUGUCUGAGCCUAAGCUGCCGAACCACCCAUUGCCGUCGCAACGCAGAUCUCAUUCACAGCGUAUCUAUCAUAUGCCACCCUGUGCAGAUGACAUGGAUCUCAUGCUCGAAGCGAAGGAUAAAGAGCAGGCUGUGUUUGAACUCUCUAAGACGUACAACCUCAACAACCCACCCUUACCCGAGGAAGUUGUUGGUGAUGGCCCUGGCGCCAAGGGCGACGAGGCAUAUUGGCCAGAAGGGCAGGAGCUUAGGCUCAAGGUGACCAAGACUCGUGUCAAGAAGGACCCAGAGUACGACAGCGAAGGUAAUGAGAUCAAGCCAACACCAAAGAAGCGUACCAAAAAGGAGCCUGUUUAUGACUCUGAGGGUAACGAAGUUAAGCCAACGCCGCGUAAAAGGGUCAAAAAGGAGCCAGCAACCGAGGAGGAUGGUAGUGAGAGCAAGUCGGCGUCCAAGAAGCGUGUCAAGAAGGAAGCAGAUGCAGAGGGAGAUUCAAGCGCCCAAAAGACUCCUGCAAAGCGCGUCAAGCAGGAAGAAGAUGCAAAGGAAGAUUCAAAUACAAAAAGGACGCCUGCCAAGCGUUCAAAGAAGGCAAGUGCUGCACUGGCAGUCAAGGAUGAAAUGACAGAGCCCGCGCUUAUAGAUGAGAGCCCAGCCAAACGCCCGACACGCGCGAGACGUGGCAAGAACACUGUUGCAGCAAGUGAGACUGAGAUGCAGACGGGUGUUAGCGCCUCACAGCUGGUAGACGAGGCUGUUGAGCGGCUUGAGGGAAAGAAGAUCGAAUGAAGUUGUGAAUACUAAAUAGACGGUGUAGGGUUAGAGAGUUUAAUGCAUUCGACGCGACCGCGACUUGACUCAAGCCUAAAGAGGUUGGCUUCCUUCUCUUCAAUCUCAAGCGAUGGCAGACCGGGACUUCCAUGUAGAGAAGUGCUUGCCUGAACUGGCUGGUGCCAUCAAAAGGUCCAAGGUGCUCAUGGUCGGAGCUGGCGGUAUUGGCUGUGAAUUGCUGAAGAACC
Messenger RNA from Protomyces lactucae-debilis, 1560 nucleotides. RefSeq names its product UV-endonuclease UvdE-domain-containing protein. Bases 236 to 1330 code for a protein of 364 amino acids. Gene Ontology annotation, cellular component: nucleus; mitochondrion. Gene Ontology annotation, biological process: nucleotide-excision repair; response to UV; mitochondrial DNA repair. Gene Ontology annotation, molecular function: endonuclease activity. The transcript has a single exon. The record is from RefSeq and is a predicted model, not a curated record. Lineage: Eukaryota; Fungi; Ascomycota; Taphrinomycetes; Taphrinales; Protomycetaceae.